AUGGGCCCGCCAGUAGACCAUCAGAGAACUUCCUCGAGACGCCCCGCAGGAGCGAGGACGCGGGUUUCACCGGGGAGGCGGAGGUGGAGAAGAAGCCGGAGACAUUGCUGCCACCGCCGCCGCCCCCACCGUUGCCGUUGCCGUCGCUGUUGCCGUUGCCGUUGCCUCAGAGACCUCCUUUUCUACCGGUGA
Spirodela intermedia is the source of this 192-nucleotide messenger RNA. The record is from the annotation of a GenBank genome assembly. NCBI's taxonomy places the organism in Eukaryota, Viridiplantae, Streptophyta, Magnoliopsida, Alismatales, Araceae.